Molecule: messenger RNA, 1793 nt
Organism: Balaenoptera musculus (blue whale)
Lineage: Eukaryota; Metazoa; Chordata; Mammalia; Artiodactyla; Balaenopteridae
Product: forkhead box protein D4-like 1
Exons: 2
Coding region: 1-1476 (491 amino acids)
Biological process (GO): cell differentiation; anatomical structure morphogenesis; regulation of transcription by RNA polymerase II
Molecular function (GO): DNA-binding transcription factor activity, RNA polymerase II-specific; RNA polymerase II cis-regulatory region sequence-specific DNA binding
Source: RefSeq, a predicted model, not a curated record
AUGAACUUGCCAAGAGCUGAGCGACUUCGCUCCACACCUCCGCGCAGCCUCCGGGGCUCCGAUAGGGAAGACGGUGCGAUCGAUAUCCUGGGAGAGGAGGAAGAUGAAGGAGAGGAGGAGGAAGAGGAAGACGAGGAACCGGAGGGAAGCCAGCGCCUUCUAGAGCAGCUGCACCAGCCGGAGCCGCAGAGGGCGCGGCGCGGCGCGGGCGCGGGUGCGCUUCCCGGAGAGCGCACCGAGAGCGGCGGCGGCGGCCCAAGCGACUCCUCCGAGUUUGGCCCCAAGUUCGGGGCACCGACGGGGUCUACGGCGGCCUCUGCGGGCGCCCCGCAGCCGGCGAAGCCCCCCUACUCAUACAUCGCGCUCAUCACCAUGGCCAUUCUGCACAGCCCACACAAGCGCCUCACGCUCAGCGGCAUCUGCGCCUUCAUCAGUGGCCGCUUCCCUUACUACCGCCGCAAGUUCCCCGCCUGGCAGAACAGCAUCCGCCACAACCUCUCGCUCAACGACUGCUUCGUCAAAAUCCCCCGGGAGCCGGGACACCCUGGCAAGGGCAACUACUGGAGCCUGGACCCCGCCUCCCAGGACAUGUUCGACAACGGCAGCUUCCUUCGGCGCAGGAAGCGCUUCAAGCGCCACCACCCGCCUCCGGGAGCCCACCUGCACCACCCCUUCCCCCUGCCCGCUGCGCCCGCCGCCCUGCGUGCCCCCUACCCGGGCAUGCUGCUCGGACCCCCGGCCCCGCCGCAGCCUGUCCCGGGGGCCUAUCCCGCCUCCACUCCCGGGAGCCGCCCGUGCGCGCUGCUGCAUCCUCAUCCCCUCCGCUACCUGCUGCUCUCUGCCCCGGCCGUAGGCAGCGUAGCUGAGGCGCCCAGGAAAGCGCAAGGCGCGGAUCUGGGGACCCCCGGCGCCCUUCCGGCGCUGCUGCCCACGCUAGGCUCCCAGCCUUGGGAGGAGGGCAAGGGGCCGGCGUCGCGGCCGGCAGGCGGAUGCACCUCCUUCAGCAUCGAGAGUAUCCUGCAAGGGGUCCGGGGAGCUGGUACAGGCGCCGCGCAGAGUCUGCCCCCGACCCCGUGGGGUUACUGCCACCUGCUGCAGCGCCCGUCGUCAGCAGCAGCAGCAGCAGCAGCAGCAGCAGCAGCAGCAGCAGCAGGACUCUGCCAGCGGCUGCGCUCCCAGCAAGGGCGCUCUGCUGGGCCGGCACCUGUCCGCCACCGCGGCGCUCCUGGGGUGUCAGCCUGGAGUAGAGGGCUCCAGGCUGACGUCGCUGGUCGCCCUUUCGGGCGGAGAGGGGACCUCACCGGCCUUUUGAAUAGCACCCACACCUGCCUGACUCCUUGGGGCGGACAGGGAGCCAACCUGGAGGGCGGAGCCGCCCGGGGUCACGCUCUCCUCGCCGCCUGCCCUGGCGCACUCCACCUUUCACAGCCGGGACCAAGAGUGUGUAUCUGCAUCCUACAGCGGAGCAACCACUAAUUUCGGUUCGCUGCGAAAUACUUACAAAGGAAAGGUUGGUUAUUGUUCCCUUAAGACAACCUGAACGUAAAUGUUCGAUGGCGUCAGCGUCGAACAUUUCUUUUCCAGCCUCCAGUCGUGACUUCCAAGGCUUUUCCGAUUUGCACAUUUCCAGAGGAACUAUGAACGUGAGUGGGGCAUUUUGUUCUGUUAUUAAAAGAAAAACAAAGAAAAUAAAUCGUCCAAUGCACAACGUUUCCCCCGUCUUCACUCCCUGGAAACUGCAAGUAUUAUUCCCAAAUCCAGCGCAGAAUCCUUGUGCCCUUUUUGUCUUCCUG